AUGCGGCGCUUCACCUGGGAGGAGAUCGGGCAGCGGAACGGGCGGGGGCCGGCGCCGCAGGAGCGCUGGCUGGUGAUCGACAGGAAGGUGUACGACAUCAGCCACUUCUGCCGGAGACACCCGGGAGGGGCCCGGCUCCUCGUCAGCAGCCACGCCGGGCAGGACGCCACGGAUGCCUUUGUGGCAUUCCACGUUGACAAGGUGCUGGUGAGCAAGUACUUGAAGCCACUGCAGAUUGGGGAGCUGGCACCAGACCAACCCAGCAUUGAGCCAACUAAAAAUGAAAUGCUGGUGAAAGACUUCCGGGAAUUGCGCUCUACAGUCGAGAGAAUGGGACUCCUGGAGCCAAACCAACUCUUCUUCUUCCUGCUCCUGGCUCACAUCCUGCUCCUGGAUACAGCUGCCUGGCUCAUCCUCUUCUACUUUGGGACAUCCUUACUGCCCUUUGUUUUCUCCCUGCUGCUGCUGACCAUUUCCCAGGUCCAGGCUUCCUGGUUACAGCAUGAUUUAGGACACCUCUCAGUAUUCAGGAAAACCAAGUGGAACCACUUGCUACACAAGUUUGUGAUGUGCCAUUUGAUUGGGGCCUCUGCCAAGUGGUGGACCCUCCUGCACUCCCAGCACCAUGCCAAACCCAACUGCUUCCACAAGGACCCUGACAUUGAUAUGCACCCUUUCCUCUUCACUUUGGGGAAGAAAUUCUCUGUGGAGCUUGGGAUCAAAAAGAAAAAAUACAUGCCCUACAACCACCAACACAAAUACUUCUUCAUCACUCUUCCUCCGCUCCUGUUCCCCACCUACUUCCACUGCCACACAUUCUACAUUGCCUACACAAAGAAGUACUGGGCGGACUUGGCCUGGAUGCUGACCUUCUACAUCAGAUUCUUUUAUACUUACGGAUCUUUAUUAGAAACAAAGAGUCUCCUGGCAUAUUAUUUUAUAUUCAGGAUGCUGGAGAGCAGCUGGUUUGUCUGGGUCUCACAGAUGAACCACAUCCCAAUGGAUAUCGACUAUGACAAGAAUUUGGACUGGAUGUCUACUCAGCUCCUGGCAACAUGCAACGUGGAGCAGUCGCUGUUCAAUGACUGGUUCACAGGGCACCUCAACUUCCAGAUUGAGCAUCACCUUUUCCCUACGAUGCCACGGCACAACUACUGGAAGGUGGCCCCUCUGGUCAAGUCCCUGUGUGCCAAGCAUGGCCUCGAGUACCAGUGCAAGCCUCUGCUCACAGCCUUCGCAGACAUCGUGCACUCCCUGAAGACCUCGGGAGAGCUCUGGCACGAUGCCUACCUGCACAAAUGAAGGACAAGGCUUGGUGCUACCAUUCACAGCCUGCCACGGCUGCAUUCCCAGCAAGCUGAGGGGCAGGAAACACAAGGGACUCUC
Pyrgilauda ruficollis (rufous-necked snowfinch) is the source of this 1386-nucleotide messenger RNA. Its product is annotated as acyl-CoA (8-3)-desaturase-like. Bases 1 to 1302 code for a protein of 433 amino acids. Gene Ontology annotation, biological process: lipid metabolic process. The record is from RefSeq and is a predicted model, not a curated record. Gene Ontology annotation, cellular component: membrane. The transcript has 13 exons. Gene Ontology annotation, molecular function: oxidoreductase activity, acting on paired donors, with oxidation of a pair of donors resulting in the reduction of molecular oxygen to two molecules of water. NCBI's taxonomy places the organism in Eukaryota, Metazoa, Chordata, Aves, Passeriformes, Passeridae.